AUGACUGAUGUCGCUGAACAAUUUCGUAUUACAGCAACUGGAGCUAUUGUUGGAACACCAGCCUACGCGUCCCCUGAGCAGAUUGAGAGCCAGUCAGAUGUCGACUUAAGAACCGACAUCUACAGUCUUGGUAUCAUUUUCUACGAACUAUUGACCGGUCACCUUCCGUUUGAGGCUUCGUCGCCGUUGACGCUACUGCGUAGAAUUCUCGAAAAUGAGCCGCCGCCGUCCCACUAUCAGCCCGAGUUGAGUAGGGAAAUCGAUGAAGUCUGCCUGAAGGCGAUUGCGAAGCAAGCAAAAGAUCGAUUUCAAACGAUGGAAGAAUUUGAGACUGCGCUUCACGGAAUUGGGGUUGCUUGUGCUGUUCACGCAAACAUCACAACUGCUGGCGGAGUCAUCGAUCAGUCCGAGCAGCGAGCGUCAACCAAUCUAAUUCAGCAACUCAGGUCAUGCGUUGACAACUUAAGCGUUGGUCAAAAGCGAUUUGCUCUCCUGCUUCCAUUUGUUGCCAUCGCCCUCUGCUGGCUGCUCUUAUUUCGGGAUCAACCUCAGGGGACCUUCAAUCGAGUAACUGCGAAGUCCGGUUACAGGCCUGCGUCUCCAGUCUCAGAACUCGGAGGUCAAGAGGCGGUUCGUCAACCGGAGGCUGUUGACGAAGCCGAUGAUGUCGGACAGGAAAUGCAGGAAGCGGAAAUCGUCGUCAGCGAUACUGAAUUCAAUUCAAAGGACCUGCGAGUUCAAUUGCCAGUUCCGCUGGGAGGAUGGACAAAACUGACAGGCCGCCUGUGGCACGCAAGGCUACAGCGAGAUAAUGCUUUGCACUUCAAAAUCUACAUGAGAUGCGUUGAUGAGCAAAUCAUCGCAGGCCGAAAGCAUCAGAUUCUCGAAUUCGAGGUGACAACUUUAAAUAGCCAUCAUCUUGAACAAGCCAGCUUGUUGGUCGAUGUCGAUGCCUAUCGUGAUCACGGUGAGUUCGUCGUGAAUGAGGGGUGGUUGAUGGCUCCACGUGAUCAGAUUUUCGAGAAGUAUGUUCAGGAUCCCGACACAGAUCCUCUCUCCCAUCGCUACGCAAUUGAAGGUGUUGAUCUGCCCAAAGAGCGGCUUUCGAUCCAGGAUAUCCUGGCGUUUCUUUACAACGCUGACGUGAAGACCACCGAAGGGAUAUUUCGACGAAUGCAUCUCGACCUUGAAGCGGAACGACGAUUCAAGGACCAAGAACUUGACAUCGUCCCUCCAAGUGGUGACUUGCCCUUUCAUACCGUCAGAACAAAGGAGACAUCUGAAGAAUUGCCUGUCGAUUAUGAAAUGCAAUUAUGCUGGGAUUCUAAAGAAGUCCCCUUCACAUGGGGCUCGGUGACACUGAAUUACCAGCAACUUAACAAGCAGAUCUUCGAGGCUCGUCUACAACGGGACUGGGGCGGCUUAAGAGAAGGAGAAAACCUCGCAGAGUUGCCAGCCCCUGACUGGACGCCAGAAGCUCAGGACCCGAUUCCAUACGAAAACUUUGCAUAUAUCAGUCUGCCCAGCGAAGAGGGAGCAUGGUGUCGUUACGAAGCGAAUCUCGCAAUUCCGGCUGGCAACAAAACACAAAGCAUCAAACUGAACCGAGUCGAAGUCAGAGUUCUGAAUCAGGAGAUCAUCGACAAUACCCCUUAUCGCUGGAUUGAAGUUGAUGUUCAAACGGGAGGAAGUUUGUCUCAAUCGCGAAUCACUGAAACCGCUAGGUUAUUAUUGAACGAGAAGCGAUAUCACGAAGAAAGGAAAUUCGAAUUCUUUCAGGACGAAGCUCAACGUCAAUUCCUCGCAGCGACGCAACUACGUGUCGGUAACGGACAACCAGUUUACGUACGUUUUGUACCAGAAGAACAAGACGGCGAAGACCGCAUGAAACGUUUACACGGUGAUAAGGUCCCUGUGAGAGUUCCGAUUCGCAAUGUGAUUUCACUGUUGUUCGGCGCACGUCUUACACCAAACUUUUUGCCUUUCGAUAUCCGAGAACAUGUCUCUUACGCUCUGACCGAUGGACUUCUUCGCAGACACUUCCUUCCUAACAAAGUGAGAUCGAUCCCCGAACAGGGUGAUCUUUCCUGCCUGCUAGUUCGCCCUGGUCGUCCAGUUUCAAUCGCAAAGGGAAAUAACGUCCCGCCAACGACGCUCGGAUACGACAUCUAUAUUUCAGAAGAUGCCAAGGAGUUUCCGUUUCGCUGGGUCGAGUUGGACAUGAACCUGUUUGAAGAGAAGAACGGCUGGCUGGGCAAUCGUCUGUUUGGAGGGAACCUGAAAUUGAGGGCUUUCGGAACUGGGGCGAGAUCAAUUUUUCGUGAAAAAAUGGAUCACAUUGUCUCCGAACUCGACCCGGCCGAACGAUUGGCCUUAGAGAAGUCAAAAAUCUACCGUGAAAUGGCGCACAAAUUCGUCCAAGAAGGAGAGACAUCGGCGAGCGAUCAGAACAGAUCCGAAGCCAUCAAGUGGUAUCAAAAAUUCAUCGACAAUUGGCCGGAAACACUGGUCGCCCACGAAUUUCGAAACAAGAUUGACGAUCUGGAGCGACCGCAGGAAUAG
Messenger RNA from Durusdinium trenchii, 2562 nucleotides. NCBI's taxonomy places the organism in Eukaryota, Dinophyceae, Suessiales, Symbiodiniaceae. The record is from the annotation of a GenBank genome assembly.